This is a messenger RNA of Tinamus guttatus (white-throated tinamou), 1778 nucleotides long. It is a transcript of the gene GPR143, whose product is annotated as G protein-coupled receptor 143. Lineage: Eukaryota; Metazoa; Chordata; Aves; Tinamiformes; Tinamidae. The record is from RefSeq and is a predicted model, not a curated record. Gene Ontology annotation, molecular function: L-DOPA receptor activity; L-tyrosine binding; L-DOPA binding. Gene Ontology annotation, biological process: melanosome organization; regulation of calcium-mediated signaling; G protein-coupled receptor signaling pathway. Gene Ontology annotation, cellular component: plasma membrane; melanosome membrane.
AACUUGUUGUCUGGGCCCAUCUUUUCAAUUAAUUUGCAGUAAUUAAAGUAUGAUGGGCGGGAUGGGACUAAAGUGAAAUGCAAUUCAAAUUUAACCUUUCUUCUUUGGUAUCACCAUCCUUAUUUACUUUAAACUAUCUUCAAUGCUCUGAUGAGUUUAAGCCUUCCUGUAUCACACACUGUGCACGCAGAAAUAUUUGAGUGAACUGUUGCCAAUAGCUCUGAGCAAGAGAGGGGCAUGUUUCAGAUUACACUGAGUUUUGUUGUUCUGAUCUGAUCUCCUUCCUAGGAGAGGCUGAGAAAGGCAGCUCUAGGGGAUUUAGUUCUAGCAGCAGCAGCAGCACAUGAUCUAUCAAUCGCGUGAUUCUCACCACCGAGGCCUAAUGGGGAGGGUGAGGAAAAAGCUUACAGUGCCUUGCGGAAGCAACAGCAGCUUCUUCUGCUCGUGGGCCUCCUCCGCCGGCUGGACUCGUCCAUGGCUUCUCCCAGGCUGGAAACCUACUGCUGCCCUAACCGAGAUGCAGCCACGGAGCUGGUGAUGACCUUCCAGCCCAAGGUCUUCUGUGGAGUCUGCAUCGGCAGCGCCUCCGUCAGUCUGCUGCUCACCAUCCUGCAGCUCCUGCCCAAGAAGGGACAGAGCCCACGGAAGAUGCCCAAAGCCUCCUCCUCCGCCACCAUCCUCCUCCUCAUCUCCGCUUGCGACAUCCUUGGUGGCCUAGGUAUGAUCUUCAGAUCGAGCGUAUGGCUAGGCUUCCCAGGCCUCGUAGCUAACAUUUCUGUGGUGAACGGGACCGACAUAUGGCCUUCUGCUUUCUGUGUGGGCAGCGCGAUGUGGAUCCAGCUAUUGUAUAGUGCUGUCUUCUGGUGGUUAUUUUGCUAUGCUGUUGACUCUUACUUGGUGGUAAGAAGAUCAGCUGGACUGAGCACGAUAGUCCUGUACCACAUGAUGACCUGGGGCCUCGCGGUUCUGCUCUGUGUGGAGGGGGUCGCGCUGCUUUACUACCCAUCUCUUUCCAGCUGUGAAAAUGGCCUGGAGCAUGCAGUUCCACACUACAUCACAACCUAUGCCCCACUCCUGCUAGUGCUGGUGGUCAACCCAAUCCUGUUUAGAAGAACAGUAUCAGCAGUUGCCUCCUUACUGAAAGGGAGACAAGGAAUUUACACAGAGAAUGAAAGACGCCUGGGCACAGAGAUCCAGAUCCGCUUUUUCAAAAUCAUGCUGGUAUUCAUUAUAUGCUGGUCAGCCAAUAUCAUCAAUGAGAGCCUUUUGUUCUACCUUGAAAUGCAGCCAGAUAUCAAUGAAAUACCCCUGAAAAAUAUUAGAAAUGCUGCACUGAUCACAUGGAUUAUAAUGGGUGUCCUUAAUCCCAUGCAAGGCUUCCUCUUCACAUUAGCUUUCUAUGGCUGGACAGGAUGGAGAGUGGACCUGAAAUGGCAAAAGAGAGAAAUACCCUGGGAAUCGAUGUCCUCAUCGACUGCAGGUGAAAACGCGUAUCCCUCACCGGUGAACUACCAAAGCAACAUCCAUGAUUCAAAGAAGAUAUCGACAAGCGACAGCCAGCAGACCGAUGAGGCUAUCAGUAUGUUGUCUGAAGGUUCUGAUGCUAGUACAAUUGAAAUCUACCUCUCGAGUGAGCUAUAUGACUUAAAUGGUAAUGAGGCUGAUGUUGAAUGACUGGAAAGCUGUGAGAGGCAUGAGCGGGAAAGUGUUUAGCUGCCCUCCAGAGGAUGAAAUAAGAUUUGCCAAAAUAGAGGAAUUUUCAUUACAGCACACGUGUU